GCGGGGCGAGCGCGGCAGUGGAGCUCAGCGCCGCCGGAGCCGCUCGGCCGUGCCCGGGGAGCGUCCGCCGCGGGAGCCCGCUGCAGAUGAGGAGUUUGAGCUGGCCUUUUUGGUUUCACCUCUCCUCCAUCAAGUUGAAGUAGGAGACUGAAGGUGUGUUUAUAGCACACAGAAGCAUGAGGCAGCAGAAGACCUGAGCUGGGGGAAACCAAUAUCUCCGUGCAGCUCUGUUGGAUGCAACACAGAGGAAUCCACAGUACACAGUCCUCUCUGGAACUCCUGUGAUGUCAAAGCACUCCUGGAUGAAGAUGAGCUCCAAGGUGGCUGUCCUCAGACAGAGAGAUUAAUGAUAAGGAAAAGUGGAUAGAGGAGGGACCCCAGACGAGUCCGGCACCCAGCAGCAAAGGUUGAGCAGCCUGGACCAGGGCAUUAGGGACCUGAAGCAAGGAUCCUGCCUGAUGCACAUCUAGUACAACCUACAUUCUUGAGAAGAACAAGUAUUUCUCUGGAGGCCUGUCCCCUUGAAGCAGCACACAGGACACACUGUCUAGAAAGAGAUACAUGGGACACACUGACAAUUAAAGACUAGACAACACUGUGCUUCAAGUCCCAAGAUUUGUGAAGGAAGAAGUGGAUCGAGGAACCUGAAGACCAUGGAGGGAGACUGUCUGAGCUGCAUGAAGUACCUGAUGUUUCUUUUCAAUUUCUUCAUAUUUCUGGGGGGAGCAUGCCUGCUGGGAGUUGGGAUCUGGGUCAUUGUGGAUCCCACAGGCUUUCGAGAGAUAGUGGCUGCCAACCCUCUGCUCUUCACGGGAGCCUACAUCAUGCUGGCCAUGGGAGCCAUGCUGUUCCUGCUGGGUUUCCUGGGCUGCUGCGGUGCCAUCCGUGAGAACAAGUGCCUCCUGCUUUUUUUCUUCAUGUUUAUUUUGCUAAUCUUCCUGGCAGAGCUUUCAGCUGCAAUCCUGGCUUUUAUCUUCAGAGAAAACCUGACCAGGGAGUUUUUCACCAAGGAGCUGAAGAAGCAUUACCUGAGGAACAACGACACGGAUGUCUUCUCUUCCACCUGGAACUCGGUGAUGAUCACGUUUGCCUGCUGUGGAGUGAAUGGACCAGAAGAUUUUGAAGCUGUUCCCCAUCCUUCAUACCCUUUGGAGAAAGCAACACCAGAGGCUUGUUGCCAGCGAGAGCUCCAGAGCCGGGAAGGGAUGAUUGUCAACAGGGAAGCGUGUCUGAAAGGCAUCGAGAGGUUUCAGAACCGGCAGGGCUGUUACACUGUGAUCCUGAACUCCUUUGAGACCUACGUGUACCUUGCAGGAGCCCUCGCCAUCGGAGUGUUGGCCAUUGAGCUCUUCGCCAUGGUCUUUGCUAUGUGUCUUUUUCGAGGGAUCCAGUAAGAGGCAGCCCAUGAACCACCACGUUCCCCACACGCUCGGAAGAAAGAAGGAAGAUCACGAGGAACAAAACCCGAAAGCACCCAAAAACCUUUAUUUUUGUUAACAAAAUGGGGCUGGGGGUGGGGGGGGAAGAAAAGGAAAAAAAAGACAAGAAAAAAACAAAAAGAGGGUUGUAAUAUAUGAAUGACCAAAAGGAUUGUACUUCAGGGGCUGGAACUUUGAGGUGAUGUGCACUACACUGUAGAGCGGGCCGCUGCCCCGAGCCCGAUGGAGGCGGUGCGGGCAGAAGGACGGGCUCAUGCCGCACGCAGCAGCGGCCUGAGGGACACACACGUGGGGGAUCCCUGAGGCAACAGGUUGGCUGAAGUCUGUCGCUGCCCAGGUGGGUUUGAAAGAAGUGGUGGUGGCUCAGCUGAGAAGUCUGCGCUCAUCAUUUGCUGUCACUCCCAGCCACGGAAUGGAAAUACCCUUCAGUGGAAGCUUUGCCUCUGCCACCUGAAAGUCGUCAGCAGAGCCCAGCACCUCGGCCAGGAUGGCUCUUCCCUGCAGUGGGCUCGCAGAGCGAUGGGGCCCAGCUGAGGCUGGCUGGGGGUCAAGAGUUUGGUGCCUGCCUUUCUGGUUUUACUAUGUAUGAUUUACUGUUUGUUGUUGUGAGAGAGACCAAAUGGUUCCUUGCUGUGCUCAUGUCUCCUGGGAAAAAUAAUGGCUCUGGUCAAGAAUCCCUGAAACUGCUGCCUUCCUGCGAAGGGGAGGAAAUGGUGUUUAAAUCUUGUCAGCCUUUGCCUUUCCCUUCCUACCUGCAAAAAACGGUUUGUGGUGCUCUGUUAGCAUCAACUUCUUGUAGCAUUCCCCCAUGCUUCCCGGCCCUCAGGGGAGCCCAGGCACGGAGUGGGACAGAGGGGACCCAGGUUUGUCAGCCUGUCCCAUGCUCGUCACCUGAAACAGUUUGAUGGUGCCAUUCCUGCUCGGAGGAUUUCCCCUGAGAAUCUCCCCUGGGGCAUGUGACCAAAGUGUCAAGCCAGAACUGGUUCCAUCUGCUUGUUGGUUGAGAGUGUUUCCUCCCUUGAAGAGACACGUCAUCUACUUAAUCACUUAGCUUGAGAAAGCAGCCUGGGGCCAGACCUUGGUCAGAGGGGAAGGUGGCAGCGUCACCCGGGGCAGUGAGGCCGCAGGAAGGCCCCAGGAGUCCCCCGGCUGAGCAGCUGCCUUGCCCUCGCUGCUUGCUCUCCCCUGCUCUGGCCACUCACUCCUUGGCCCCAGAUUCAUGUCACCUGGGGGAAGACAGAGGGGCUGCGGUUUCUUGUUCGGUUGGGGCCUUUUUACAGGUUUCCCAGGACGCUGAUGGAGGCGUGGAGCAGCAGGGAGCCCAGCAGCGGCCUCAUGCCCUGGCCUGGCAGCAGCAGGGCCACGCUGGGCCCGACGCUCAGGCCCUGCAGCAGGAAGCUGAAGAUGCUGGCUGAAGAGCCGGGCUGGGGCAGCAGGACAUCACGGGACAGCAAGGAGGCGUUAGAGCUUUUGCAAGCUUGGUUGGAGAAGAGCAGUUUGCUGAGCAGCAGGUGCAGCACGUUCCAGCAACGGGACCGGCGGCCAGCAAACCUUGCGGAAGGCGGCUGUGGGCUGUUUCCCUCUCAGACCUCCUUGUAACGAGGCUUUUUAGCAUUACCUUUUGGUCUGCAGCUUAAUGAAGGAGAACAGUGUAGCUAGCCAAAAAUCCAGCAGUGUGUGUACCCAACAGCAGGUGCUGUGCUUAAGAUAGGAAAAAAUCUGUUUCAUCUGGUAAAGUUGCAAGGAAGGGGCUGAGCAGGAGGCGAGUCUGCUCUGCUGCUGCCUCAGGAGCUGCUCUGGGGAGCAGCUCCCAGGGGAGGAGCAGAAGCAGAGCAGAGAGGGCAGUUUGGCUGGAGGGGAGCGAGAGAGGCUGGACUGCCUCCCCCAGUCUCCCCUGUUUGUUACACAGAGGCCUGGCUCUCACGUCAGAGCCUGGAAGGCAAAGACCCUGAUUUGUGGGAGUGGGAUAAAAAACAAAAGGAAAAGCCUUAAAGCCUGUUUUCUGCCACCAGUGGCACAGGGGGGAACUGUCAGAGCUGGGGAGCUGGACCAAAGCAGCCCGAGCAUGAAGCGAUGAACAGACACACCUGAAGCAGGAUCUUGUCUUUCUCUUUGGCUUUCCCAACUGUGUUCUCAUUGCUUUGUCAGCGUUUAGCUGUCUCACUUCCCUCUCUCCCAAGUGGCAGGAUCUUCAACAGUCCCUGUUAUUAAUCCAUUACACUGGCUGUUUCUCCUCCCUUACCUUGCCUGCUAUCCCCUCACUGCUCUUUUCUGGAUGCCCUCUCUGUGGCUGGGAACACAGCCUGACACCCCAGCAGGCUGGAAACCGACCAGAGCCAGCUGUAAAGCUCCAGGCAAGGCUGCCAGCACCUGGGGAAGCCGCUAAGGGGCAGAAGGACAUUCUCCCGGGGGAGUUUAAUGACCAAGCAAGCUCAGGGGGAAGCAGCAGCCUCCCCGACUGGCAAAACAGUGGGGAGCUCGUUGUUGAGCCUCAUCCCUCGGUUACGUGGCCAACCCCUCUGUUGUACAGUGGUUUUCAGCACAGGAGGCAGGAGAGGCAACUGUAUUUUUAUACUGAACACCUCUGGUGACUGUUUUGGGGCUGGGGCUCAAGGCAGAGUGAGUGCUGGCUGGGGAGCAGAGGCGGCUGCAGCACCAGGCCCAAGCACCUUGGCUGGAUGGGGCAGCAGGGGGAGAGAGCACCCCGUGCCCAGAGCCUCCCCCUCCUCCCUAUUAUUUAAUGCUCAAAGGACUGUCAGAGAGGCCUGGGAAAAGGGCUGCCUGUGAAAUAAUGUUUGAAAUCUAUUUUAAAAAUACAAACCAAACCUGUAAAUGUUCUUUUUAUUAGAUAGUGGAGCUAAUUUAUCCUGUAUUCCCUACUGUAAUGCUUUUUUAUAUGGAGAGGAGUUUUUUUGGGGGGUAAUAUAAAGCCGACACGAGGCUGAAGCCCUCGGCCCCGUGUUGGUGUGUGUUUCUUAGGAAAUAAACCACACUAAAAUAAAAGAGAUUGUGACCGUGAAGUGAAA
Molecule: messenger RNA, 4465 nt
Organism: Colius striatus (speckled mousebird)
Lineage: Eukaryota; Metazoa; Chordata; Aves; Coliiformes; Coliidae
Gene: TSPAN18
Product: tetraspanin 18
Exons: 12
Coding region: 654-1394 (246 amino acids)
Cellular component (GO): membrane
Source: RefSeq, a predicted model, not a curated record